Messenger RNA from Magallana angulata, 2040 nucleotides. Its product is annotated as protein FAM167A-like. NCBI's taxonomy places the organism in Eukaryota, Metazoa, Mollusca, Bivalvia, Ostreida, Ostreidae. The record is from RefSeq and is a predicted model, not a curated record. Bases 352 to 963 code for a protein of 203 amino acids. The transcript is spliced from 2 exons.
CGGUUAGUUCAAAUAAUAUACAUGUUAUACAUAUAACAUAUGUAUCCGAAAUUGUAUUAUUCCGUUACACAUUUUUCCUUAAUUGAUGACUCAUAAUUGAUUUUCUUUCCCCAUAAAACAAAGUGCGACUACUUAAGAUUAUCAACGUCCGACUUACGACUAUCUUGUGAAGUACAUUUAGAGUACACACGUUCAUUAUGUAUAUAAUAAAGGCUCUUGUCUAUUCAUCGUUAAAACUCUUCCUGUCUCUCCGGAAACUCCGGAUCGAGCUCGAGAAAAUCUCGCCCAUGUAAACAUAAAUAUGAGUAACAAUCUCCCCACAAGUGUGCUAACGUUGUGUGUGGAUCCAUCAUGAGCCAGGAUCAUUUGUCCGCAUUGAUCGAGAUCUCCAAAAAAUUGAAACUUCAACCGAAGGACGACAUAGAGUCGAUCAAGAACUCUUGGCUGAUGAAACCUCUUCGGAGGGCCUCGAGCAGUGACUUGCUAGAAGAAAUAACCGAAUAUGCAAUGCGAAGACGAGGCUCUCGGGACGUGAUUUCGGAUGGAUCCGAGGUGAUCCCCGCAGCUGUAAUGCGGAAGAAGUUCUCGUGCACUCGAGGGUCUCUUGCUGACGUCACGGAAUGUGUGGAAAGUGAGAAAAACACUACGAAUGAUCCGACCUUUGGAAUGUCACUAGAGCAGAAAUUGCAGUAUGUACUCAAAACCCUAAAUGAUAUUAGACAAGAGGACCAAAUAAUCGCCAAGAAAUUUCUCCACAUCUACGCAGAAAUCAAGAAGUCCAAAGUGAGGCAGUCAUGUAUGAUACACCAGGACAUGUUAGACGAAGUCUUCAUACGUGAGCACGAUAAUGUCAAGGUGCCACACAUGUGUGACGCUCCGGUCAACAAGAGAAGUAGUCAGGCUCUGAAGCAGUGCGGAGUCACGCGGAUGAAUAUCAAGUCCAAGCGAUUUUCAUGUUCCUAAGCGACAGGAAAUUACGUAUAUUACUCCCCCCCCCCCCAAAAAAAAAACCAAAACAAAACUGCCCGCUGCAAAGAAUGGCAUGGUUGAAUCACAGACACUCGACCUUGUAGGUACAGAUCGCAGAUUAUCGUCCAUUUUCAGCAAAGCUUGGAAAUACACCCCGGGUGUAAUAUACGGAUAUUAAAAUGCAAAAUGGAGUCGCUCUCCAUCAAUUAGAAGUUAGACAGUCAUGACUGUAUCGCCUGUAUACCCAUCCUAAGUUAUAUUAUUGAAUUUGAAAACGUUUAAAUCUAAUCUCAACAGAGUACAGGCUGUCCCAGAAUAUAUAUCUGAUUCCAUUUAAAAUUCGUAUAAAUUACAUUUUUAUUAUAUUUGGCCGAAAUCAAUUGUGACUCAAAUAAAAAGUAAAAUAGUUUAAUUUUUUUUUCCACAAAAAUGUUGGGGAGAAAAACUUUGUUCUUUGUAUAAUAAUGAAACAAAAUUGCCACAUAAAUCUGUGGUUGAAAUGAAUUUAAUCGAGGUGAAUUGGACAAGACAGUAGGCAUUUCCGUUGUCAAACUGUAUUAUUCAACACAGACGAAAUAUUUGUACGAAUUAUGAAAAAAGAAUAUUUUAGGGGAAAACUUCCCAACAUACGGCAUAUUUUUAAAUUCUGUGGAAUCAUUAGAUUAGGUUACCUCUCAACCACGAAUUAACAUCCUCCAAGAAUUAAUAAAUUAGGGUUAUAAAGUCAUAUUUCGUUUGGAGGGUAUAAGGAAAUACACGAAAUAACAUUCCCACAAACCUAUAAAAUUUCAGCAAUCCACGAAAAUUGGCCCCCACGAAUUUUAAUGAUUCCACAGUAUAGUGAGAACUUUGAAGAAAAGGAUCCGUGCAGUGGCUGUUGAGUAGAAUUUUACUCAUCGUCGUAUUGUUGUUAUUCAUUAAAAAAAAGUGUCAUUUGGAGCACUCUCAUUAAAUUUGUUGUGUUUUUAUAAACUCAAUUUAACAAAAACUUAUAAAUGUUCGUGAAAUUUGUUGAGUGAAAAUUUACAUCAUAUACAUGUACAUUUCUGAAAAUGCAUUUGAUAUUUUUUU